Molecule: messenger RNA, 4413 nt
Organism: Perognathus longimembris pacificus (Pacific pocket mouse)
Lineage: Eukaryota; Metazoa; Chordata; Mammalia; Rodentia; Heteromyidae
Gene: Filip1l
Product: filamin A interacting protein 1 like
Exons: 6
Coding region: 416-3982 (1188 amino acids)
Source: RefSeq, a predicted model, not a curated record
UACUUGUCCACUGUGGGCAGAUGGCUUCUUACUUUUAGGUUGCCAUUGUGCAGCCCUGUCCAGGGAGACCCUUUCUUCGGUGGAAACUGGCAAGCUUAUAGGGUGAGGCUUUCGUCAAGGUCGCCUGCCUUCAGAGUAUGAAGGACACUGUCCGGCAAGGGAAGAGGGUUAUAUUUAGUGUUUGGGCCUGGUCAGUGUUGGGAUCCCUGUCACCUCUACUUUGCAGAACUGUCACUGACCCCUGGUUGCAAACUCUCCAUAGCUUUGAAUCCCACAAAAUAAAAACUGAGAGGAUACUCAGAAAGAGAAGAAGAAAACUUGUUGGUUCCUGGAUUCUACUGUCAGGGUUUGUCAGGGAUGAGAAGAGAGCACUGCCAGGUGUGACCAAGCUGAAGUACCUGCACAGUCUUAGAGAAUGCGCUCCAGAAGCAGUGACACUGAUAGCUCAAUCCAAGAGCAAUUUCCAAGACACAGUAAAGACCACAGUUUCCAGGACAUGAAGCAGAGACAAGAAGACAAAGGCUCCACUAGAGAGUCAGAUACAAUCGUACCACAAUGUGAGACAGAGAAGCCACACAGAGGCUAUGGCCACCAAGCAGAAGACCUCUCAAGAGAUGACUUAUUAUUUCUCCUUAGCAUAUUGGAAGGAGAACUGCAGGCUCAAGAUGAAGUCAUCGGCAUUUUAAGGGCUGAAAAAAUGGACUUGGCUUUGCUAGAAGCUCAGUAUGGGUUUGUCACUCCAAAAAAGGUGUUAGAGGCGCUCCAGAGAGAUGCUUUUCAAGCGAAAUCUGCCCCUUGGCAGGAAGACAUCUAUGAGAAACCAAUGAAUGAGCUGGACAAAGUCGUGGAAAAACAUAAAGAAUCUCACAGACGAAUCUUAGAACAACUCUUAAUGGUAGAAAAAUCACACAGGCAAACCAUACUAGAGUUGGAAGAAGAAAAGAAGAAACAUAAGGAAUACAUGGAGAAAAGUGAUGAAUUCAUAAGCUUGCUGGAACAGGAAUGUGAAAGAUUAAAGAAACGGAUUGAUCAAGAAACUGAGUCUCAGGAAAAGAAGGAGAAAGAGAAAGAAAAGAGGAUCACUGCUCUGAAAGAAGAACUGACCAAGCUGAAGUAUUUUGCUUUGAUGGUGGUAGAUGAACAACAAAGGCUGACAGAACAGCUUUCCCUUCAAAGACAGAAAAUCCAAAACCUGACCACAAGUACAAAGGAAACAUAUGCUAAACUAGCCCUUGCUGAAUCUAGAGUUCAGGAAGAAGAGCAGAAGGCAACCAGAUUAGAGAAAGAACUGCAAACACAAACCACAAAGUUUCAUCAGAACCAAGAGGAAAUUAUGGCAAAGCUCACCAAUGAGGACAGUCAAAAUCACCAACUGCGUCAAAAGUUGGCAGCGCUCAGCCAGCAAAUUGAUGAGUUAGAAGAGACCAACAGGUCUUUACGAAAAGCAGAAGAGGAGUUACAAGAUAUAAAAGAAAAAAUCAACAAGGGAGAAUAUGGCAAUGCUGGUAUCAUAAGUGAAGUUGAGGAGCUCAGGAAACGUGUGCUAGAUAUGGAAGGAAAAGAUGAAGAGCUCAUAAAAAUGGAGGAACAGUGCAGAGAUCUUAAUAAGAGGCUUGAAAAGGAAACAGCACAGAGCAAAGACUUCAAAUUAGAGGUUGAGAAACUUAAUAAAAGGAUUAUGGCUCUGGAAAAAUUAGAAGAUGCUUUCAACAAAAGUAAACAAGAAUGCUACUCUCUGAAAUGCAAUUUAGAAAAAGAAAGGAUGACCACAAAGCAGCUGUCUCAAGAACUUGAGAGUUUAAAAGUGAGGAUCAAAGAACUAGAAGCCAUUGAAAGUCGGCUGGAAAAGACAGAAUUCACCCUAAAGGAAGAUUUAACUAAACUGAAAACAUUAACUGUGAUGCUUGUAGAUGAACGUAAAACAAUGAGUGAAAAAUUAAAGCAAACUGAGGAUAAGUUACAAGCUGCUUCUUCUCAGCUUCAAGUGGAGCAAAAUAAAGUAACCACAGUUACUGAGAAGUUAAUUGAAGAAACCAAAAGGGCACUCAAAUCCAAAACUGAUGUGGAAGAAAAGAUGUAUAGUGUGACCAAAGAGAGAGAUGAUCUUAAAAAUAAACUAAAAACAGAAGAGGAGAAAGGAAAUGAUCUCUUGUCCAAAGUUAAUAUGUUAAAAAAUAGGCUUCAAUCUUUGGAAGCAAUUGAAAAAGAUCUUGUAAAAAACAAAUUAAACCAAGACUCUGUUAAGUCCACAACAGCAUUACACCAAGAAAACAAUAAGAUUAAAGAGCUCUCACAAGAAGUGGAAAGACUAAAACUGAAGUUAAAGGAUAUGAAAGCCAUUGAGGAUGACCUCAUGAAAACAGAGGAUGAGUAUGAGACUCUGGAACGAAGGUAUGCUAAUGAACGAGACAAAGCUCAGUUUUUGUCUGAAGAGCUGGAACAUGUCAAAAUGGAACUUUCCAAGUAUAAAUUAGCAGAAAAGACAGAGUCCAGCCAUGAACAAUGGCUUUUCAAAAAGCUUCAAGAAGAAGAAGCUAAAUCAGGGCAUCUUUCGAGAGAAGUGGAUGCACUGAAAGAGAAAAUCCAUGAAUACAUGGCAACGGAGGACCUAAUAUGUCACCUCCAGGGAGAUCACUCCAUUCUGCAAAAGAAGCUGAGUCAACAAGAAAACAGGAACAGAGACUUAGGAAGAGAAAUUGAAAACCUCACUAAAGAAUUAGAGAGGUAUCGUCAUUUUAGUAAGAGUAUCCGACCCAGUCUUAAUGGAAGAAGAAUCUCUGACCCUCAAGUAUUUUCUAAAGAAGUUCAGACAGAAGCAGGAGACAAUGAACCACCAGAUUACAAGAGUCUCAUUCCUCUGGAACGAGCAGUCAUCAAUGGUCGGUUAUAUGAAGAGAGUGAGGACCAAGAUGAGGACCCUAAUGAAGAGGAAUCUGUGCUGUCCUUCAGAUGUAACCCAUCUGUUCCUCUUCCUGUAAACAGGAAGCUAUGGAUUCCUUGGAUGAAAUCCAAGGAAGGCCAUCCUCAGAAUGGAAAAAUACAAACAAAGUCCAAUGGCAACUUUGUGCAACCUGGAGAUCUAGUCUUAAGCCACACACCUGGGCAACCACUUCAUAUAAAGGUUACUCCAGAUCAUGUCCAAAACACAGCCACUCUUGAAAUCACAAGUCCGACCACAGAGACUCCUCAAUCUUACACAAGCACUGCUGUUAUACCAAACUGUGGCACCCCAAAACAAAGAAUAACCAUUCUCCAGAAUGCCUCCAUAACACCAGUGAAGUCCAAAACCUCUACUGAAGGCCUUGUGAAUUUAGAGCAAAGCAUGUCCCCAAUUACCAUGGCAACCUUUGCCAGAGCUCAGUCUCCAGAGUCCUGUGGUUCUGUAACUCCAGAUAGGACAAUGUCACCUAUUCAAGUUUUGGCUGUGACUGGUUCAGCUAGUUCCCCUGAGCAGGCACGCUCUCCAGAGCCAAUAGAAAUUGGUGCCAAGCAUGCAAUUUUCAGAGUCUCCCCAGACCGGCAGUCAUCAUGGCAGUUUCAACGUUCAAAUAGUAACAGUUCAAGUGUGAUAACUACUGAGGAUAAUAAAAUCCACAUUCACUUAGGAAGUCCUUACAUGCAAGCUGUAGCCAGCCCUGUAAGACCGGCCAGCCCUUCAACAGCUCUGCAGGAUAACCGAACUCAAGGCUUAUCUAAUGGGGCACUAAACAAAACAACCAGUAAAGUCACCAGCAGUAUUACUAUCACACCAACAGCUACACCUCUUCCUCGACAAUCACAAAUUACAAUCAAGGAAGUACGCAAGCAGAGCAUCCCAACACGGAUCCCGAAACCAAAAUCUCCAGGCAUCACUAGGAUUUCUACUAGGGCCCCCCCAGAGGCUAUGAAUAAUAAGCCUGUUAACAAAACUGGCUUCAGGAAGCUGCACAUCCUAAGGACUGUAAGCUCUAAUACAUACCUCCACAUGGGAGGAAAAAGGUAAGGCAUACUGACUUAUAUCUGGAUACUUUCAUCUACAGAAAUAUCUGGAAAGCUAAAUUAUCACUGUGGAAGACUAGAGAUGAAUGGCCAUGUCUCCAGGAAACAGAGAAGGAGCAAACUAUCUGAUACUUCACUCACAAGUUAGUGGACCUGGUAAAAAGUAACUUCAAAGAAUAGCAUAACUAUAAUCACUUCAUCUCUAUACAUACAUAAACCUAUAUAUUCACAAACACAGACUCAUGCCUCAACUCUAUGCAAUUCCUCAGGCUACCUGUAUGAAACCCAAAUCUGAACAAUAUCAUGUGUUGUGAUAGCAGUGGAUUUACUACAAUAGUUUGAGAAUAAAGAAGUCAUGAAGAAGUAUUAAUUCAGAUGAAUACAGAAUAAUUCAGGUGAAUAAAGAAGAAAAAGAAGCUUCAUUCAAGAAAGUCA